Molecule: messenger RNA, 3863 nt
Organism: Branchiostoma floridae (Florida lancelet)
Lineage: Eukaryota; Metazoa; Chordata; Leptocardii; Amphioxiformes; Branchiostomatidae
Product: peroxidasin homolog
Exons: 12
Coding region: 212-2221 (669 amino acids)
Biological process (GO): cell-cell adhesion
Cellular component (GO): cell-cell junction
Molecular function (GO): cell adhesion molecule binding
Source: RefSeq, a predicted model, not a curated record
CUGCAAUGAGAGUAGAGGGGGAAAUCGUGCGAUGGACUGUCGUUCACAGCCGCCGUAUGGAUACGGGUUAGCAGCGCAUGUGACGACUGUAUGUUGCCUUUGUUUGCGCAGGAUCAUUGACGUGUAAUGUUGAGGAAUUAUACCUCUCGGCAGUAGCGGAUAGGGAGACAGCCGAGUAACACUGCUCCGUGUGCCGGAGGACAGACUGAAGAUGGCUGAACCGACCGUUGCUGUAUAUACGACCAUCACGGGGAUACUAAGUAUCGCCAUAGCUGUUAUAGCGAAUUCCACCUUCUACAGAGUCUAUCCCGUGUCCACUGCGGUGCUAGUGGGCCACAACGUCACCAUGUUCUGUGCGUUCAACGGUCUGGCAGACGAUGACGUCGUCAACUGGCACAAGUACAAUCCGUCUGCUGCGUCCAACAACAAACUGUCCCAUGUCUCUUCUGGAACUGUUGUUGGUCCGGAGUUCCGCCGGCGGUUCUCUAUAGUCGGGGACAAUCGGAGUGGAGAGUUCAACUUGAGAUUGACCAAUGCCCAGCCAAAGGACGCUGGGAGCUACAGAUGUGGAGUAUUUUCUGUCAGGGAUGCCAGGGAUGCAAAACUCACCGUCAUUGUACCUCUACCAAGGCAACCUAUUGUACUAGGAGACCUGAAUCCUCGGACGGCUGGUAAAAGCCUGAUACUCACGUGCCGAUCGGUAGGGGGCAGUCCUCUCCCACAGCUGGCCUGGUACAACGGCACGCAGAGGAUGGACAUUCCCGACUCCGCACGGACAGAGGAGCCGUCAGAAAACAGAGUCUCUCUCGACCUGGUCAUCUCAUUCCUGACCAAGUGGGACAAUGGAGCUAACUUCAGCUGCAUCGCUGACCAGGAGUUCCCCAGCGUGGUACAACCUAAGGUUACGUCAGUAACAAUUCGCGUCCAGUACCCUCCCGUGGUGAAGAUGCCGAAGAUGUCUGUAGUUGUGAUAGAGGGACAGUCCGCUAACCUCACCUGUGAGGUGGACAGCAGUCCCGGAGCUUCCUUGAGUUGGUGGAAACUUAAGAAGAACUUUCCAGAAGGACCGCUGGGGAGUGGCACUCUGCUCACAUUAACCAACGUCACCCGUAAGGACAGAGGAACCUACCAGUGCAGGGCGAUCAAUGGGGUCAAACCAGACGGGUUAGGGACCAUGGCGCUGGACGUCAAAUAUCCCCCAUACAUUAGACCCAGCUUUCCCAAAGAGCAAAGCGUCAUCUACGGACAGGGUGUUUUCUCCAUGGACUGUCAGGCGGAAGGAAACCCCAAACCACAAGUCAAAUGGAGACGAAAAGACGUCAACAUGUUCUUCAACAAUCCCAUGACGCUCUCCGAUGUGGGGUACUUGGAGGAAGGGUUUUAUGAGUGCAUCGCCAGGAGUGAGGGGUUCAGGGAAGUCAGGAGAGGAACCUUCAUCAAUGUCAUAGGUAGACCGGAAGUCCUGAGCGACUCGUCCGCCGUGUCGGUUACGGGAGGCGACACCGUGCGGCUGAGCUGCACCAUCCUGGCCGACCCGCCGCCGGACAAGAUCACCUGGCUGUGGACGGGACCGGGCGGCGGCGAACAGCGAUACGAGGGCGGCAGGAACGGAGACGUCGAAGUCAAGACCAUCGUCGAGAACACCAUAAGGAGCGAGUUGACUAUAAAAUCGGCUAUGAACGCGCACGUGGGGGACUACAGUUGUAAGGCUGUGAACAAGUUUGGCUCGGACCAGAAAGAGUUCAGGGUCUCAGUUACAGGGUCUGCAGUUGCAGUAGUAGGAGUGAUCGCAGGGUCAGCAGCCGUGGGCAUGUUACUCGCUAUUGCCGCCAUAGUCGCACUCAGCAUCCGGAAAGGCUGGAUCGGACGAGAUAAGAAGAAAAAGAAGUCCUCUAAACCUUCCGAGUCGCUUGCCUACUGCAUAAGUGGCAGGUCUACCAUGGACUACCCUGUAAUACACAGCAAGAAGGCGGAUACUAUAAAUCAAAAGAAUGUAAUAGAGUUGCAACACUUCGACAAAACACCCAGACCUCGGCCUCCUCCAAAAGUAGACAAGUCACCCUACACAUCCGGGCUAUCGUACUCCAGUAGCAAUGAUGCGAGUUACGACCACCCAUCGGCAGAAAGGGACAAGCUUCGCGACGAGGACAUUUACAUUCUGCGCAAUUCUUACUACAACAAAAGACAGCACAGGCAAGAAGCAAACGUCCAGAACUGUUGACGUCAUGGAAAUUGUAAAAUUGUCACGUAUGAUCAUCACAACAGCGUGGAUGUUAUAGAGUGUGGCACCUUGAAGAGAAAUUACCCCACAUUUCUACUCAUAAAGCUACAACCCGUGAGACAUCUGCUUUCUGUUCAUGGCCGACGGCGAAAGCAACUAAUCUUCAAACCACACGCUUAUAGCAAGAAAACAACAGUACUGCAUUUCUGUGAAAUCUCGGUAGAUGACGUCUCUAGAAGUGCCAUGCUACUACUGCAAAGAAAAACAUUUUGAUAUGACGAGUAAGGAGAGCUAAAAUCUAUAGUAUCUCAUCCAUUAGUGGCAGGGUAAUGUGUUGUACGAUAGACACAUGAUAUGAACUACAGAAAGAGACGUCCUUGGGGUAUAUACUCCAUGAACGACGCGUCGCCUUCCAACAUUAAAAGCGAUCAUCAUGAUCGAGGACUUGUACUCGUAAUGGCCUUUAAGACACGUUGAUGGACGAGCUAAAAUAUGGGAGGGUGAGUUUCCGAUUUUUGAUGAAGAUAAAUGGAGAGCCGAGGUCGCCAUUUUUACGAAUAGAACGUUGAGAGAGUAAGGCCAUUUAUCAACACACACAUUGUAACAGGGAGGCUGUUAUGUUUCAUCGGAACGUGCAUGGUUGAGCAAAGUAUUGACGUUUAUGUUUUUGUGAAAUUCCAAUGUCGGUGACCCCAAUCGCUGGAAGCCUUCAAACCUAUCAUUCACCCGACUACUUUGAAAAGAAUAUGUAAAUCGUGAUCAGUGUAACAUAAUCACAGACACCUAUAUGGAAUAUUCCCUAAUUUGUUAUCGAAGGGCACGUAUUUCCAAAUACAUAUCACUCCCAUGAGUUUAGUAAUCGAUGUUACUUGCGCUUUUAGAAAUAUAUGUUGCAAUUAUAAAUACGUUUUUGGUGCAAAAAGCUCUGUAUCAUAGGCUAGCUAUCUUUUAUUCCAGGUCAAUUUUAGCAUUCAGCCUUACGUAUUAUAUAACGUAUCCAUGCAUUGUUUACAUUUUACAGAAUCGUAAACCUUAUAUAAUCUUCAUGGUCAUGAUUCAAGAAUCGCUGUCUCACAGCACUUUUUCGUCUUCUGUAUAAAAGAUAUUUAUAUAUAAUUUGCAUGUACAGUGCUGUCCAUAACACGUCUUUCUCGGCUCAUAGAAUAUGUCAGACACUCAGCAACGUUAACGUUGUAGCCCUGGGGGGAACAUCCUGAAGCAGGUAGUCUUUAUCCAAUUUCAGUUUCAUCAGUGUACCAUAAAACACAGAAUGUCACCACAACCUCUCUGCCUAGUCCUUGUUCCGCUCGGGAGAUCAGUGUGUGGAACAAUUAAUGAAAGUCAAAAACAGCGGCGAUGAUAUCACAUUUAAUUACAGAAAGGCGUGGCGUUGUCACCCAGGCAUUAAACAGCCAAUCUCUUGAUAGCGUGGGGAAAAUUCACCUUUGGGGCAGUCUCAAAAGUCUGUGCUUUGCUUCAACACGAAAUUAUUCCGUUGUGUAAAAUAUAUAUGCAAUGUAACAAUAUAAUGUCGGGAGGAGCCCCAAAUGAUUGAGUCCAUAGCCAGCGCAAAUCAGCCAGUUCCAAUUGACAAAUCAGUCAGUUGCCAUUGACAAAUCAGUCAGUUGCCAUUGCCAUUUGG